This is a messenger RNA of Octopus bimaculoides (California two-spot octopus), 1005 nucleotides long. Its product is annotated as protocadherin gamma-A10. The record is from RefSeq and is a predicted model, not a curated record. NCBI's taxonomy places the organism in Eukaryota, Metazoa, Mollusca, Cephalopoda, Octopoda, Octopodidae.
AUGUUACUGUCAUUAUCUAUCGUGUUAUCAGUGGUCCACUGUGUCCUCACCAUAGACCUUACCUACCAUGUGGAAGAAGAGAGAAGUCCAGGAACAUAUGUAGCAGACAUUGCUGCUGAUUCUAAACUUUUAGACAAUGUUAAACCAUCUGACCAACAUUUGAUAACAUUCAGUCAAUUCAAACGAAAGGUGGCACAGUUAUUUAAUAUCACCAAAACAGGUAAACUGUACACUGCUCAGACACUGGAUGCAGAAGAUCUCUGUACAUUCAACAAAGAAUGUUCCAGAACUAUGAAAGUUGUUGUCAAUAAAGGAACAAGUGUUUCAAAAAUAUUAAAAAUCAAAAUAGUAAUAGAAGACAUUAAUGACCAUGAACCGAACUUUCCUAUGAAGAAUAUCAACAUAGAGUUUUAUGAAGACAUUGGUAAAGGUGCAAAAAGAUCAAUACCAAAUGCCAUAGACAAAGAUGUAGGAUUUCAAAAUUCAUUAAUGCAAUAUAAAUUAAAAUCAAAGAAUGGAGAACCAUUCUCUCUGUCAGUGUCUAAAAGAGCUGAUGGUAUUUCUUCUCUAAAAAUAGUUUUGAAAGAAUCAUUAGACAGAGAAAUCAAAGACACAUAUUUAUUACAAGUCAUAGCUAAAGAUGGAGGUUCACCAGCAAAACAAGGUGUUUUAAAUAUAAAUAUUUCUGUAAUAGAUGUAAAUGACAACCCACCAGAGUUUUCUAAACCUCUCUAUAAUGUAUCUAUACAAAGUACACAUCACAAAUCUAAACCCAUCAUUGUUUUGUCUGUAAGUGAUGCUGAUUCUGAUGAAAAUGGUAAAAUUACUUUCCAUUUCAGUCCAAAGACAUCAGAUCUAGCAAAAAGCUAUUUUCAAUUAAAUAAAACAAGUGGGGAAAUUUUCGUGAGUAAAUAUUCAAAUUUAGGAAAAAAGAAAACCUAUGAAUUGUUUAUAGAGGCCAGAGAUGGAGGCAACCCUCCUCUCAGUUCCAUAGCAACUGUUUUG